This is a messenger RNA of Nelumbo nucifera (sacred lotus), 2594 nucleotides long. RefSeq lists its product as uncharacterized. Lineage: Eukaryota; Viridiplantae; Streptophyta; Magnoliopsida; Proteales; Nelumbonaceae. The record is from RefSeq and is a predicted model, not a curated record.
ACCCCUCUCUCUCUCUCUCCCCCUCAGAUGUCUGUCACGGCCAAGAUAUAAGCCUCCAAGCUCUCCAGUCUUCCUACCUUCCAGUUUUAUUCUAGUUUUAGAUGUCUGGAAGUCUUGUUCUUUGGUGGGGUUCGGGCUUGAAUUUCUUCGGUUUCUCCUCUGAUUCUGGGUACAGAGGUUUAGAGUUCAUCGUCUUUAUAGGGCAGUUGAUCUUCUUAAAACUGAAUCAAAUGUGUCCAGAGAGUUCAGACUUCGGAGUCAGCCUGCGAGACGAUUGGAGUCGUUCGAGUGGGGGAGAGGGUGUCCGUGGAUCGUCAGAGUAUGAUGAUUGGAGAGAACUUCUGAAGAAAGUAGAGAAUGCCCAGACAUAAUCGGAGCAUAGAGGGUACGGUUAGGGGACGCUGCAACAUCAGAAAACGGGGCUGUUCGUCGUCGUCUUCUUCGUCUUCGCUAGUGAAGAAUUACAGGAUCAAGAGAGCGAUUCUGGUUGGGAAGAGGGGAGGAUCGAGCACGCCGGUUCCGACAUGGAAGAUGAGCUCGAGAUCCCCUUCUUCUCUGGUGGGAAUCGCUGAGUCGCCGAAAUACCCCCCGUCUCAUAGCAGUGGUAAAGGAAAGCAAGCUCCAGUGUCAGCGAGGAAGCUCGCUGCCACUCUAUGGGAGAUGAACGAGAUACCGUCGCCUAGAAUGAAAGACGUUUUGGAGGUGAGUAGGAUCAGGAAAGAGACGAGGAGCAGAGAAAGGAUGGCAAGCUCUGUUCAGUCGGGUUCUCUGCCAUCCCAUUUAUCAGAUCCGUCGCACAGUCCUGUUUCAGAGAGAAUGGAUCGCUCUGGGACUGGUAGUCUCCACAAAAGAACAUCAGCAAUUUCGCAUAGGCUUAGCCAUAAUGAUCAUGGACCUUUCGAUUCUCUAAGCAAUGCUAGUUUAACAGAGAUUGGGACAAGAUCUCGAGCCAUGACUCCUACAGGAUCCAUUUUAGGAGUUAAGACUCGAUUGAAGGACGUUAGCAAUGGUCUGAUCACUGCUAAAGAACUUCUCAAAAUACUCAACAGGAUUUGCGGUCUUGAAGAGCAGAAUGCAUCAAGCAUGUCCAUCGUCUCUGCCUUGCGUGCUGAGCUUGAGCGUGCCCGUUUGCAGGUCGAGCAGCUUAUCCUAGAACAGCGUUCUGAUCGGAAUGAGAUCAAUUACCUUAUGAAGCGUUUUGCGGAAGAGAAGUCAGCAUGGAAGAACAAGGAGCAAGAAAAGAUUCAGGCGGCUAUACAAUCCAUUGCAGGAAAUCUUGAGGUAGAGAGGAAGCUGAGGAGACGCAGCGAGGGCUUGAAUAAGAAGCUCGGAAUGGAAUUGGCUGAGACUAAAGCAUCUCUUGCAAAGGCAGUAAAAGAACUGGAGAGCGAGAAGAGAGCGCGUGAGAUACUAGAACAUGUCUGUGAUGAGUUAGCCAGGGGAAUUGGAGAAGAAAAAGCAGAGAUGGAAGAACUGAGGAGAGAGUCUGAGAAGGUUCGUGAAGAGGUGGAGAAGGAGAGGGAAAUGCUUCAACUAGCUGAUGUGUUGCGCGAGGAGAGAGUGCAGAUGAAACUCUCAGAGGCUAAAUAUCAGUUCGAGGAGAAAAAUGCUGCAGUUGACAAGCUGAGGAGUGAGCUUGAGGCUCUUAGGACAAAAGGGGCUAAAGAAAAUGGAACCAUCUCUCAGAAUAGUCGGGGCAAAGCAGAUGUAGCAUCCCAUCUGAGUAGAACCCAUUCUGGUUCUUAUGGGAAAGAAGACGGAGAGGACGAUGGAGAAGUUGAAGAUGGAGAAAACCCAGAAGAAGACUCUGCAGAGAGUGAUCUUCAUUCAAUAGAGUUAAACAUGGACAAUAACAACAAGAGCUACAGGUGGAGUUAUGCUAACGGUGCUACUCAAGGGGAUCCAAAGAGAGUUUUUGAGGAAGAAAUUAAGGGGAGAAGGUCUACCUCUGAGAAAAUGUCUAGGGGAAGUAGCUGUCUGGAAAGAGGCGUCUCAGAAGGAAUUGAGUGGGAUUUCAGUAAUGAUCAGACUUUUCAGAACCAUGGAGAUGGAAUCGAUUGGACAAGGUUCUUGGAGCAUGACAGACAGUACUAUGAAGAUGAAACCCAGAGAUACAAAUCCGUGAAAGGCCUGAGAGACCACCUACUUUCUGGCUCGAGGAUAGCAUCAGCAAGGGACUUUGCCAGUCCAACACGGCAAUGGAACCAACCAUGGCCUUCACGAGACUCAAGCAACUCAGCUCGUGAAAGGCUAGCAAUGGCUCAGGAGAGUAGUUUGAAGGCCAGGCUAGUGGAAGCUAAAGGGUUGGAAGGCCAGACUUCAAGACGUUCAAGAGGGUAAUAGACUAAUGGUAAAUGGUUUCUAUAUUCUUCUGUCCAUCUCAUCCAAUCCAUCUGAUUGCCUUCCUGUAGAGAUAAGCUUACCUCCUACUAAUGGCUGCCCAAUUUGCACUACUCUGUUGACAUUGAAACAUGAAACUGUUAAUAGACUUCAGUAAAGUUAUGUGAGUCAACUUGAGGCACUUGUGUACAAAAACUUGUUCUAGUGUUAAUGAGCAAUGAUCAUCCUACCAGUAUCAAAAUUUUGGAGUUCUA